CAAAAAGUAUUACCUUUUCAGUUGCUUGGUGCACUAGAAAACGGUUCCUGAUGUCCUUGCUUGCUUAGGUGUGGGGAGUUCAGCAGCAGCUUCCAACAUGUCCCAAUGGCAGCAGAUCCAAACGCUGGACAAGACUCACAUGGACCAGAUAGACCGCCUCUACUCAGAUGACUGCAUAUCCAUGGAAGUGCGUCAAUAUUUAGCCUAUUGGAUCGAGGAGCAGAACUGGAGCCAAGCAGUAGAAUUGGACUCCUCACAAGCCUGCUAUCUUUUCCAUACCAUGCUGACUUUACUGGAUGAUCAGCUUGGACGGCUGGAAUUGGGGGAAGAAAACAACGCUAACAUGGUACUCAAGCACAACUUACGCCGCUCCAAACUCCAUCUAGGGAGCAAGUAUCAAGAAUGUCCCCAGGAACUAGCCAAUGCCAUUGAUGGUCUGCUGAGACAGGAGCGAGCAAUUCUGUCUGAAGCCUUUUCUGCCUCUCAGGCCAGUGUGGAGUCCCCACGUGAAUCCUCUGUGGCUACCAGCCAUCAGCACAAGAUUGAGGAGCGGCUAAUGGAUAUGCACAAGACAAUUCAGGGUCUGAAAUGUUCGAUUGAUCAACUUGGCGAUCUGCAGGAUAAUUUUGACUUCUGUUAUCGGACACAUAGCCGUGUAGAAAGCACCACCCCUGCCAGCGAUCCUGCUCGGUCCAAAACCCAUCAGAAGUUACAAAACAUGAUAAAUAAGCUGGACUGCUUCCGCAAGGAGAUGCUGGGGAAAAUCCAGGAACUUCUUGGACGCUCUGAUACUCUAAGAGGUCUGCUACUGGAGGAGGUAGUAGCGUGGCAAAAUCACCAGCGGUUUGCUUGCAUUGGAGAUACGUGUGAUACCAGUUUAGGACAUCUGGAAGAGUGGUUCACUAAGAAUGCUGAGGAUCUCUUCCACCUGCUGCACCUACUGAAGAUGCUGGAUGAGAUGCACCAAAAGUUGAGUUACGAGGCAGAUCCCUUCAGGAACCAGUUGCCCCUUCUGGUACAGCGGCUUCAGGAGCAAAUAAUCUGCCUCUUGAAAAGUGCUUUUGUGGUGGAGGUACAGCCGAGGAUGCCAUUUCCCAAUCAACGUCCACUGGUGCUGAAAAUCAACAACAAGUUCUCUGUCCGUGCCAGAUUACUGGUGAAACUGCUGGAUCGUAACCACUCAGCGGAGGUGAAGAUUGACAUUGACUGGGAUACUACUAAUUUGGCAGGGUUCCGGAGGUUCAAUAUUUUGACAUCCAACACCAAAACCUUGAUGAUGGACAGGCCCCAAAUGCAGGGACUCACUUGUGAUUUUAAGCACAUUGUAUGGGACUAUUGGCUGAUGCUGAAAGAGCAGAAAAUCUGUGGUGCAGGGAAAGGCAACAAAGGGAUUAGUGAGGGAGUGUUGUCUGUCACCGAAGAAUUGCACAUUAUCACUUUCACCCUGGACUACUGCUAUCAAGAACUCAAGUGCCAGCUGCAGACAUCCACCUUGCCAGUGGUGAUUGUCUCCAAUGCCAGCCAGUUCUCCAGCGCUUGGGCUUCCAUUUUAUGGUUUAUUAUGUUCAGCCCAGACACAAAGGACCAACUCUUUUUCUCCAAGCCACCAGUUGCCACCUGGGCCCAGCUUUCCACUCUGUUGACCUGGCAGUUCUCAGCAGCCACUGAGCGAGGCCUGGACCUCUUUCAGCUGAAGAUGCUGGGAGAAAAACUCUGUGGGCCAGGUGUGAACUCACAGAGUAUCAUCACAUGGGCCCAGUUUUCAAAGGAAGUGACUGCGGAGCCACAAGAGAAUAAUUUUGGCUUCUCUUUCUGGACCUGGAUUGAUGGGAUCCUGCUCCUGAUUCAAGAGCAUCUGCUUCAGCUCUGGAAGAACAAUCUCAUCAUGGGAUUUGUCAGCCGCAAACGUGAAAAGCAUUUGCUGAAGAAGAAAAGAGCGGGCACCUUCUUGCUACGUUUCAGUGAGAGUAUCCCUAACGGUGGCAUCACCUGUACCUGGGUAGAAUUUAACAAUGACGGUGCUCCGGUGGUCCAGUCAGUUGAGCCCUACACCAGAAACGAGCUAAAAUCCCUUUCGCUGCCUGAUAUCAUCCGAGAUUACCAACUCCUGGCUGAGAAGGACAUCCCAGAGAAUCCACUCCUCUACCUGUAUCCAGACAUUCCACGGGAUGAAGCUUUCGGUCCUUAUUAUAAGGAACGCCGGGAAGCAAGCAUGAUGGAACAAAGAAAAUACUUGAACCGCCGCCUGAUCAGAGUCUCCUCUAAGCAACCAGGGGAGACUCAGAUGCCAGAAGUGGAGGAGUUAAGCAAUGUGUUGAUACCCAAUGGUCUCCUGGAGAAUUCUGAGUAUAAAAUGGAAGACAUUCUGCUUGCCGAUCCUUUUUUUUCCCAGUCAGAUGAAGGGCAGCAGCUGCUACAGGGACCUUGCGCCUUCCUUGACUUUCCACAGCUUAUUCUGGAUGAAUCAGAUUUCCAGCUUACACCCUCCCCUGAGAAUUCAAGCAGUGACACUGUCAAAAGUGAAGUUGAGGAUAUAAUGAAGUUGAUGUUUUAUGCUAAGGUAUAGGUCUGUAGGUCUGAUCCCUAUUAAUUCAGUGAAAAUGCCAAACCAUUCUGAAAACAGGCGCUUCCAGAGUUAUUCUGAAUAUCUGGACAAAGACUGGACACUGAUGAGGUCCACUGAAAUGUGGCUGACAUUGCACUAAACCUUAAUGUGGUUUGGAUUAUGCCUAAUAAGAUGUAAACUUGUCAGCCACUGUGGAUUUUUAAACCACGUCUGACAGCUUAACAGUAUUGUGAACCCAGCCACUCUGGAUUUUUCAAUGGCUACAAUUAAACCAUGACUUAGCAGGACUAAUUAGGUUUCAGUUGUAAAAUGAGUAUAAAAAGAACAGAAGACCCACAAACCAUGAGUGAAUUUGGCUGGCAGGCAUAGUUUCUACUACCCAGCAGAAAUAUAUUCAAAGUGGCUUCUGA
Molecule: messenger RNA, 2976 nt
Organism: Python bivittatus (Burmese python)
Lineage: Eukaryota; Metazoa; Chordata; Lepidosauria; Squamata; Pythonidae
Source: RefSeq, a predicted model, not a curated record